AUGUAUAAGCAGCACCAAGUUGGUGGUGAUGAGGAUGCAAUAUUAAUUGAAGUUCCUAUAUCUUUUAUCGCACUGGAAGAAUCAAAGGAUGAUGUUUUAGUGGAUGAGAUGGUACCAAAAAAUAUGCAUUACCUGCAUACUUAUUCAUUUGAACAAAGAAGGCAGAAUUGGAUCAUCAAGCAUUCUUCUCGUCGAGAUGGUUCAACAAUUGAUUAUGUCUACCAUCAUUUGGAGACGAAGAAAAAGUUUCGGUCUUUGGUAGAGGUUUACCGAUUUGUUGUAUAUGGUCAAGUUCAUGAAAUAAAGAAGAAACAAAACGGAAAUGAAGAAAUAUUACAGGUGACACCAAGACAUAAACCACAUAUACGUGGUAACAAAUUGAUCAAACAUUAUGUAGUUGGAACAUGUACUGAACCUUGCAAAGGGGUUUACAUAAAAUAUCGGGGAGAAGUUAACUACUUAUCUAAACGUGACAUCCCUUCCAAUAUUGAGAAAAAAAGAAAAAUAGAAAACGAAGAUUUAUAUGGGUAUCAACAGGUGACCUUGGGAGAUGAUGCAACACGUGUGAACUUUGGAGAUGCUACAUUAAGUACUCUAUUACAAUCCCUUUUCUACCUUUGGGAUUUUGAGCUCAUACAUCAUCAAGAGAGGACAGCAGAGGUGUUCCCGAUUACAGAUACUGAGGAAUCGGUGGGGGAGGAGGAAUUUAUUGACUUAUUGAGUUUGAUCCAUAAAGCCUCGGAAAAGCGCCCUCGUGAGGAAGACAAGAAGAUGAAGAAAUCAAAGAAGUCAAAGCACAUGAAGAGAGACUAG
Solanum dulcamara is the source of this 813-nucleotide messenger RNA. RefSeq lists its product as uncharacterized. The record is from RefSeq and is a predicted model, not a curated record. The transcript has 5 exons. Bases 1 to 813 code for a protein of 270 amino acids. Lineage: Eukaryota; Viridiplantae; Streptophyta; Magnoliopsida; Solanales; Solanaceae.